UGGGCGGGGCCCGCGCGGCCCGCGCCCCCGGCCCCGGCGGAGCAGGAAGUGGUGCUGGCGGUCAUCCUGCCGCGCAACAACACGGCGUACCCCUGGGCGUGGCCGCGCGUGGGGCCCGCCCUGGAGCGCGCCCUGGCCCGCGUGAACUCCGACCCCGGCCUGCUGCCCGCCCACCGGCUGCGCUACGUCUUCGCCGACAGCGAGAACGAGGCGGGCAUCUGCUCCGAGUCCGUGGCGCCGCUGGUGGCCGUGGACCUCAAGUUCUCGCACGACCCCUGGGCCUUCGUGGGCCCCGGCUGCGACUACGCGUCCUCGUCCGUGGGCCUGUUCACCACGCACUGGGGGCUGCCCAUGGUCACCGCCGGCGCGCCCGCCAUCGGCUUCUCCGGCACGCACGUGUACGACUCCAUCACCAACACGGGCCCCACGCACAAGAAGCUGGGCCGCUUCGCCGUGCACCUGCAGCGCCACUUCGGCUGGCGCCGCCACGCCCUGCUCAUGUUCUCCGACAACAAGGUGGACGACCGGCCCUGCUACUUCGCCACCGAGGGGCUGUACUCGGAGCUGGGCCAGGACAACAUCACCACCGCCGACCUGGUGCUCAACGAGCAGGCCGGGCCCCUGCCCUUCGCCUCCUUCCUGCAGGACAUCAAGCACAGCGGCCGCGUGGUGUACGUGUGUUGUGCAUGGGACACGUUCCGGCAGCUGAUGGUGAACUUCCGGAAGGCCGGUCUGCCGCAGGAGGAGUAUGUCUUCUUCUACAUCGACGUGUUCGGCCGCAGCCUGCUCUCCCGCCCGCCCCAGCCCUGGGCCAAGGGCGACGCCGAUGACCCCGUCGCCAAGGAGGCCUUCCGGAGCGUGAAAAUCGUGACCUACAGAGAACCGCAGAACCUUGAGUACAAAGAGUUUGUUUCUGACUUGAAGGCGGACGCAAAAGCACUCUUCAACUUCACUGUGGAGGACUCGCUGAUGAACCUGAUUUCCGGGGGGUUCUACGAUGGGGUGAUGCUCUACGCCCAGGCCCUGAACGAGACUCUCACCCUGCAGGGGGGCGGGGUGCCUCCAGGGAAGGCCAUCACCAAGAGGAUGUGGAACCGCACCUACCACGGAGUGACAGGCCUGGUGAAGAUAGAUGAGAAUGGGGAUCGGGAGAUAGACUUUGCAUUGUGGGAUAUGACGGAUGCUGAAUCUGGAGUCUUCCAGGUGGUGCUGGUGUAUAACGGCACCAGGGAGCAGAUGCUGUCUCUGCCCGGGGUGAAGGUGCAGUGGCCAGGAGGGUCUACUCCCCUCGACGUGCCCCUCUGCGGAUUCAAGAACGACAACCCCACCUGCUUAGCACAGACUGUCACAAUGCACCAGAUGAUCGUCGUGGUGAUAUGCUUCAUCUUCGUCAUCAUCAUCACCGUCGCCAUCUUCAUAUACAGGAAGCUGAAGUUGGAGAGUGAGCUCUCAGCCCAGCUGUGGAGGGUGAACUGGGAGGAUCUGCAGAUGAGCAACCUGGAGAAGAUGCUGCACCGAGCCUGCAGUAAACUCACCCUGUCCAUGAGAGGGUCUAAUUAUGGCUCACUCCUGACUAUGGAGGGAAACUUCCAGAUCUUUGCCAAGACUGGCUACUACAAGGGGAAUAUCACGGCCAUAAAGUACGUCAACAAGAAGCGCAUCGAGCUGACCAGGAAGGUGCUGUUUGAGCUGAAGCACAUGAGGGAUGUCCAGAACGAGCACCUGACCCGUUUCAUCGGCGCCUGCAUCGACGCCCCCAACAUCUGCAUCAUCACAGAGUACUGUCCCCGCGGGAGCCUGCAGGACAUUAUGGAGAACGAGAGCAUCACCUUGGACUGGAUGUUCAGAUACUCUCUCAUCAACGACAUUGUGAAGGGCAUGGCUUUUCUGCACAACAGCGUGAUCGUCUCCCACGGCAGCCUGAAGUCGUCGAACUGCGUGGUGGACAGCCGCUUCGUGCUGAAGAUCACGGACUACGGCCUGGCCAGCUUCCGCGGAGAGGCCGACAGCGAGGACGCGCACACCUUCUACGCCCGAAAGCUGUGGACCGCCCCGGAGCUGCUGCGGGCUGAGUGCCCCCCGCCCAGCGGGACGCAGAAGGGCGACGUCUACAGCUUCGGCAUUAUCCUGCAGGAAGUGGCGCUGCGCAAGGGCGUCUUCUACCAGGAGGGGGAGCCGCUGAGUCCCAAAGAGAUCAUCGACCGUGUGGCCCUGGGCGAGUGGCCCUACCUGCGGCCGGCCGUCAGCCCCCAGAGCCACAGCGAGGAGCUGGGUCUGCUGAUGCAGCGCUGCUGGGCCGAGGACCUGGGGGAGAGGCCCGACUUCAGCCACGUCAAGAUCCUGCUGCACAAGCAGAACGGCGGCUCCAGCUCCAACAUCCUGGAUAACCUGCUGUCACGCAUGGAGCAGUACGCCAACAACCUGGAGGAGCUGGUGGAGGACCGCACCCAGGCCUACCUGGAGGAGAAGCGCAAAGCCGAGGCCCUUCUGUACCAGAUCCUGCCCCACUCGGUGGCGGAGCAGCUGAAGAGGGGCGAGACGGUGCAGGCCGAGGCCUUCGACUCCGUCACCAUCUACUUCAGCGACAUCGUGGGCUUCACCGCCAUCUCCGCCGAGAGCACGCCCAUGCAGGUGGUGACUCUUCUGAAUGAUCUGUACACCUGCUUUGAUGCCAUCAUUGACAACUUUGACGUUUACAAGGUGGAGACGAUCGGCGACGCGUACAUGGUGGUGUCGGGGCUGCCGGUGCGGAACGGGAAGCUGCACGGCCGCGAGGUCGCCCGCAUGUCGCUGGCGCUGCUGAGGGCCGUGCGCUCCUUCAAGAUCCGCCAUCGCCCCGAGCAACAGCUCCGUCUGCGGAGUGGGAUCCACAGCGGCCCAGUGUGUGCAGGGGUAGUGGGGUUGAAGAUGCCUCGGUACUGUCUGUUCGGAGACACAGUCAACACUGCCUCCCGCAUGGAGUCCAAUGGAGAAGCGCUGAGGAUCCACGUGUCGGAGGCGACGCGGGCGGUCCUGGAGGAGUUCCUCAGCUUCCAGCUGGAGCUGCGCGGGGAGGUGGAGAUGAAGGGCAAGGGCCGCCUGCGCACCUACUGGCUGCUGGGGGAAACCACGGCGACCGGCGGCGCGGGGGAAACCACGGCGACGGGGGAAACCAUGGCGACUGGCGGGGCGGGGGAAACCACGGCGACGGGGGAAACCACGGCGACCGGCGGGGCGGGGGAAACCACGGCGACCGGCGGGGCGGGGGAAACCACGGUGACCGCCAGGGCGGCGGAAACCAUGCCGACCGCCAGGGUGGGAGAAACCACGGCGACCGCCAGGGUGGGAGAAACCACGGUGACCGCCAGGGCGGGAGAAACCACAGCGACCGUCGGAGACAAGCAGGGAUGCGAAUAG
Molecule: messenger RNA, 3396 nt
Organism: Conger conger (European conger)
Lineage: Eukaryota; Metazoa; Chordata; Actinopteri; Anguilliformes; Congridae
Product: atrial natriuretic peptide receptor 1-like
Exons: 21
Biological process (GO): receptor guanylyl cyclase signaling pathway; intracellular signal transduction; cGMP biosynthetic process
Cellular component (GO): membrane
Molecular function (GO): protein kinase activity; peptide receptor activity; guanylate cyclase activity
Source: RefSeq, a predicted model, not a curated record